AUAAAGACCAGAAGAACAGCUGAUUAUUGAUCUUCAGCUUCUCCAGUAUCAAAGAUCUAAUUGUUAAAAUGACCAGACUCACAAUCCUUGCAGGCCUGUGCCUGGUGCUGUGCCAUUUUGGCUCAACACAAGAACUGGGCUGCUAUUUCACCAACUGGUCCCAGUACAGACCAGGCGUUGCGAAGUAUAUGCCUUCAAAUGUGGACCCUUUCCUCUGCACCCAUCUGUUCUACGCUUUCGCCCUCAUUGACAACGCCAACGAGCUGGUCACCUCCGAGUGGAAUGAUGAGACUUUCUAUGCAGCUUUCAAUUAUCUGAAGAACAAGAACCCAGCCCUGAAGACACUUUUGGCAGUUGGUGGAUGGACCUUCGGCUCGACUCAAUUCUCCAUCAUGGUGUCCACUCCUGAAAACCGUCAGAAGUUCAUCCAGUCCUCCAUCACAUUCCUGAGAACUCAUGGAUUUGAUGGUCUGGAUCUGGACUGGGAAUAUCCUGGAGCCAGAGGCAGCCCUCCUGAGGACAAGCAGAGAUUCACCCUGCUGUGCAAGGAAAUGAAAGCAGCCUUUGUUGAUGAGGGCAGAAUUACUAAGCGUCCAAGGCUUAUACUCAGUGCUGCGGUGCCAGCGGGCAAGAAAGACAUCGACACUGGCUAUGAAAUCAGUGAGCUUGGCAACUAUCUGGAUUUUGUCAAUGUGAUGACCUACGAUUUCCACGGAGCCGCCGACAACUUUACAGGACACAACAGCCCCCUGUACCAGGGAGCUCAGGACCAGGGCGAUCAAGUCUUUUUAAACACGGACUACGCCAUGAGGUACUGGAGGGACAAUGGUAUCCCUGUGGAGAAGCUGAGGAUGGGAUUUGCCACCUACGGCCGUACCUUCACCCUCUCUUCUGCAAAUAAUGGGGUUGGAGCUCCAACUAGUGGACCUGCUGCACCGGGAACCUACACCCAGGAAGCUGGAUUCUGGUCCUACUAUGAGAUUUGUGGUUUCCUGGAAGGAACCAAAGUUGAGUGGAUCACCGAUCAGAGAGUGCCCUAUGCCACCAAAGGGAACGAAUGGGUCGGCUUUGACACAAAAGAAAGCUUUGAAAUGAAGGUCCAAUAUCUAAAAGAAAACAAAUUCGGAGGAGCUUUCGUUUGGGCUCUGGAUCUGGAUGACUUUGCUGGACACUUCUGUGGACAAGGGAACCAUCCUCUGAUGGGUCAUCUAAACAAGCUUCUGAAUAUUCUAACAACCACCACCACCAUCACUACUCACAAGAACGCUCCAGGCUUCUGCAAUGGAAAGCCCGAUGGACUGUACCCUCAUGAAAACCCCAACCAAUUUUAUGACUGUGUGGCUGGAGAAACUACUGUGAGGAAAUGUGGACCGGGAACAGUGUUUAAUGAUGACUGUAAGUGCUGUGCCUGGGCGAAACAUUAAAACCCAAUAAACGGGCAUGGUGCAUUCAUAGCAUUCCGUGCAUGACACUGUGAUUCUGUUUGUUUGUUAGUUUGUGUUGGACGUCUUUAUAUUUACCUCAUUCAUCCAGAAUGUUUUAGAUCUGUUUGUUUUGUCAGGAAUAAAUAAGCUAAAAUUGCAGUUAGGUUAUAUACAGCAUUUUGCUUUAUGAAAUUUGUUAGCAUAGGAUAUCAAGUCAGUAAGUCAGGUAUAGUAUUUUUAAUACAGUAUAUGUUGAAUAAAAACCAAUAUAAUUCCUCUGAGAAUGUUAAAAUAUACAUAUAUGUUCCAUAUUAAAUCAUACUUAUAGAACAUAUAUGCUAUAUGUCGGUUAUUAAAACUGCAUAAUGCUGUUUUGUUUCAUGUUGCAUGUGUACCGGUACUUGUACACAAAUGGAGUGACAAUAAAAAGCCUCUUGCCUUGACCUGA
Molecule: messenger RNA, 1872 nt
Organism: Astyanax mexicanus (Mexican tetra)
Lineage: Eukaryota; Metazoa; Chordata; Actinopteri; Characiformes; Acestrorhamphidae
Product: acidic mammalian chitinase
Exons: 12
Coding region: 69-1424 (451 amino acids)
Biological process (GO): carbohydrate metabolic process; chitin catabolic process
Cellular component (GO): extracellular region
Molecular function (GO): chitinase activity; chitin binding
Source: RefSeq, a predicted model, not a curated record